Molecule: messenger RNA, 336 nt
Organism: Scylla paramamosain (green mud crab)
Lineage: Eukaryota; Metazoa; Arthropoda; Malacostraca; Decapoda; Portunidae
Exons: 2
Coding region: 1-336 (111 amino acids)
Source: RefSeq, a predicted model, not a curated record
AUGGCGCCAGAAGAUAAGGAGAAAACAGCCUUCUUCUUUGGCCAGGGACUGUGGCAUUUCAACAUCAUGCCGUUUGGGUUGUUCGGUAGGCAGGGAGUAAAGACCGACCCACUCAAGAUCACAGCAGUGGAGGGCUGGCCAGUACCCAAGACUGUCUCAGAGCUGUGGAGUUUCCUGGGCCUGCAUACGUACUACAGAUGCUUAUUGCCAAGAUUUGCCACCAUCACCGCCCCUCUACACAGCCUGACCAGGAAAGGAGCGCAGUACACCAGGAAAGGAGUGCAGUACGCGUGGAACAAACAUAGUUGCCAACUCUCAGCUACUACUUGUCACUAG